Molecule: messenger RNA, 1680 nt
Organism: Epinephelus moara (kelp grouper)
Lineage: Eukaryota; Metazoa; Chordata; Actinopteri; Perciformes; Serranidae
Product: interferon alpha-inducible protein 27-like protein 2
Exons: 4
Coding region: 92-400 (102 amino acids)
Biological process (GO): apoptotic signaling pathway
Cellular component (GO): membrane; mitochondrion
Source: RefSeq, a predicted model, not a curated record
UGUUUAGAUUUAUACAUAGUUUCGUUUUUCAGUAAAUGAAAGUACAACCCCAGAAGACAGACUCCCAAACAGACUGAAGCUCGGAAGAGACAUGGACCCGAAGGCAGCUGUCGCCGUUGGAGUAGGGGCAGGAGCAGGAGCAAUCGUUGCUGUCCUAGGGAUUCCUCUUGUCUUGGGAGUCAUAGGUUUCACCUCGGCUGGAAUAGCAGCGGGCUCAUAUGCAGCCGGCAUGAUGUCAUCAGCUGCAAUAGCUAAUGGAGGAGGAGUGGCAGCAGGAGGUCUGGUGGCUACUUUGCAAUCAAUAGGUGCAGCUGGUCUGUCUGGAGCUGCGACCACAGCUGUGUCUGGUGUUGGAGCAGCAGUGGGAUGGCUGGUCGGCCACAUCCGCAAAAAGGCAUAAAGGAACAAGAUGGAGCCAAAUCUCAGACAACUGAAAUGUUUUAGUUUCUGCUUCCAACACGUAAAUCCUAUCAAGCCCUUCAAUACAUUGAUGGACAUGAACAACAGUCCCUGCAUACGUCCCUGGAUCUGGAGCCUCCUGUGGGAAAGGAGAAGUGGGUUAAGGCCUUUUAACCCGCAGCAGUGGUACUCCUUAGGGAUGUGUCUAAUCACACUGGCUCUUCUCCUUAUACGCUAUCAGUUUUACAGCCUCCUGAAUUUUAAUCCUUGCAUUGUGAUACAUUCAGCUCGUCAUUGUCUGGGACUAUUGUGAUUAGUAUUUAUUGUGUAAUGUGUUUUGUGCAAGAGGUAGAAAACUUACAACUACCAGAAUGCACUGCACCACACCAGACCAAUAAUGCUCCCGCAGGAACACUGCUCAGCCUUGCAGCCAAUUUUCCCCAGUGGCCACUUGCAGUAUUCUGACUGAUGCCCAUGAUCGUAGACCUCUCGUCCUGAAACACCUCCUCCUUAACAAAUCUUGAUACUUGGCCACUGCAGCCAUGUCAGUAAUGAUGCUUACCAUUGGGUAUGUCCACCUGACAACUUGAAGAGAAAAUGACCAUCUCUAAAUUUAUCAGGCCAUUACUUAAGUUUUUCAUUCAAUUCUCCACUUUUAUUGCAACAUUGCAACAUAACUGUUGGUAAUAUAAUCACAAUUACUGCACACAUUAUAUAUUUCUUUUUGCUUAUUGUGUUACUUAAGUUAGUGUUUCAUUUAUUAAUAGGUACAUUAUCUAUAUUUAGGUAGUAAUAGGAAAAUUACUUGUAAAUUAUUUCAUUUUGCAUUUAUAGUAGUUGGUAUAGCCUAUUGUUUCAUUUGUAUUUUGUUUCAUUUGUAUUUUUAUGUGUGGUGUUUCAAUUGAUUCAUUGUGUUUCCAUGGUUAUGAGUUCCUACCUUGUGGGGACAGAUAUGAGUGAUACACCUCGUGCCUAACAGUGAACAGAAGUUGCUGUACCCAUAGACAUAUAUACAUACAUACAUAUAUAUGUCAAUGGCUGUACCCCUAAGUUGGGAUGUGUUAGUAGUACUGUCUUGUAGUGUUGGUAAAAUUAAACGAAGAGGAAGAAACCAGAGCCCUUGAAUGGAAGGAAAGUUAUAUUCUACGGCAGUGGAAGAAACAAAUGUUGUGGCCCGCUUAUCACAGCCCGGAAGAACUGGGGAACACCAACAACCAGGAAAACAGUUAACGUUACAGUAAACAUGAACAUUAAACAUCAAGACAUUUUAUCCUUAAACCA